Acanthaster planci (crown-of-thorns starfish) is the source of this 6152-nucleotide messenger RNA. RefSeq lists its product as uncharacterized. NCBI's taxonomy places the organism in Eukaryota, Metazoa, Echinodermata, Asteroidea, Valvatida, Acanthasteridae. Gene Ontology annotation, molecular function: ATP binding; plus-end-directed microtubule motor activity; microtubule binding. Gene Ontology annotation, cellular component: mitotic spindle; spindle microtubule; nucleus. Gene Ontology annotation, biological process: spindle elongation; microtubule-based movement; mitotic spindle assembly. The record is from RefSeq and is a predicted model, not a curated record.
UUUUGGAAUUGUCUGUCUUUUCAAAUAAUUGAGCCAGUAGGCUACUAGUACUAGGCGAAGUGACGUUUUUAGAACACGAUAGAGAAAGACAUGAAACUUGAAAGAGCCUGCUGUUCUACGGACAACACUUUGAGUUUGAUGCCCCUAGCCCUGUGCACAAAUGACAAACCCUUGCAUGCCAUGAGUGACAUGAUAAGACUUGUUUACAAUAUUCAGAUUGUGGUUCUGCCCUACACAUACAGUAACAGAUAUGGCAGACACUACGUGCAUGGACUACGAUAUGUCUGACCCUGAAAACGACGAGACAACACAAGAUACACAAGAUGUAUGCAAGAACCUAUUGGAGGAUUUUUCAGUUCCAGCUGCCAAGCUGAUGAGGGAGAGCGUUGCCCACAGCCGUGAGCACAUGCAGGUCUAUCUCAGGAUUCGACCCUUCACCAACAGGGAGAAAGAACAGGGAGAAUCACAGGACUGCAUGGAGGUUUCUCAACCAUCGUCACUCUUGAUGAGAGCUCCCAAGGACAGUUUCACCUUCAAGUCCAGCCAACGUGGCUUCAGCACCAUGACCCACAAGUUUACCUUCAGUCGGAUCUUUGGCGAGGACACCGCCCAGAAGGAGUUCUUUGAUGAGACCAUGCUGGGCACUGUUAAGGAUUUCAUUGAUGGCCAGAACUGUUUGUUGUUCACUUACGGAGUCACUAAUGCUGGAAAGACAUACACAAUACAGGGCGUUCCUCAAGAUGGCGGCAUCUUGCCUCGCUCCUUGGAUGUCAUUUUCAACAGUCUUGAAGGUCGGCUGUUUCCGAGUAUGCAGUUGAAGCCUCGCUUCUUCUGUGAUGUGGUUAAACUUGACGAACGCCAACGCAAAAAAGAAGCGUACAUCAAGGAUUCUGUUCUGUCCUUAGCCGAAGGGAUCUCAACUAAACAGGACGGGACUCGAGACAGCUCUGGGAUGGACGAUGCAGAUGACUCUAGGGCUUCCAAUUACACGACAGCAACUGAAGAUUCUCAGUCAGAAAUAUCAGUUAGCAGUAUUACAGAUGAUGCGAGUGUACCCAGUGUUCUUGAAGAUGUCAACAACCGUAUCCCUGAUGAUACCUCAAUCGAUGUGGAGGCCCAAGGUCCCCUGAAAUUCUCAGUCUGGGUUUCCUUUGCCGAGAUCUACAAUGAGUAUAUCUACGACCUACUGGAAGCCAUCCCAAAGGCCAAGAAAGUGCGCCGUCAACCUCUGAAACUGUCCGAAGAUAAGAACGGGCAAAUAUACAUCAAAGGAUUAAAGGAAAUCUGUGUGCAGAGUGCUGACGAGGCGUACAAAAUUCUCAAGAUUGGUCAGCAGAAUCUUAGUAUUGCUGCCACCAAGUUGAACCAGUGCUCCAGUCGUAGUCACUGCAUCUUCAGUAUCAAGAUCCUGAGGGUUGUCGAUGUUGAGAAUCCACACGUUGCCAGAGUCAGUCAGCUUUCAUUCUGCGAUCUGGCAGGCUCAGAACGAUACACAAGAACCCAAAACACUGGUGACCGUCUGAAAGAAGCUGGCAACAUUAACACGUCACUGUUGACACUUGGGAAGUGCAUUCAUACUCUUCGAUACAAUCAGAACCACCCAAAGUCCCAGCCCAAGAUCAUCCCAUUUCGGGAGAGCAAGCUGACUAGAUUAUUUCAAAGUUUCUUCCUCGGUAAAGGCAAGGCAUCCAUGGUUGUAAAUGUCAACCAAUGUGCCUCUGGAUUCGAUGAGACCAUCCAGGUUCUCAAAUUCUCGGCCAUUGCAAAACAGGUGACUACAGUGACCUCCAAGCUGGACAACAAGUGGAAGGUACCUGCAGCAGCCGGCCCCAAGUUAGUCCCUUCCCGUGCCCUCUCGCUGGCCCUGCGGCAAUCAUUGUCUAGUGGCAGGGUGUCAGUGCCUUGGGCCACACCUGGCCCUCCACCGGACCCCAACCUAGAUCUUACUACAGUGGAAGAGUCGUUCAUUGAAGAGGAAGAUGAAGAUGAGGAGGAGGAUGUGGAGAGGACACCCAAGGAGUCGAUCCUGAAAGGACAGUCUAGAGCUGAAUUGAUUGGCUUGGUAGAGGCCCUUAAGACACAACUCAUUGAGGAGAAGAAGAGAACCAUGAUGUUGGAGGUACAGAUACGAGAGGAAGUCUGUCAGGAGAUGGCUCAGCAGUUGGUCCAGAUUGAAGGAGAAUACAAGGACCAGUUGGAAAAAGAACGCCUCAACACUGAAGAGAUGUUUGAGAAAAGACUGGAAAUGUAUGAGCAGUUUGUCAUGGAUUCACGCAAAAAGCCACAGCCUGAUAACAACAAGGAGGAGGAAUAUGUCUCGAGUCUUCUCCUUCAUGCCGAGCAAGUGAAAGUCCAGGACAAAGAGAAGAUUAUUGAAGGCCUUCGCCAAGAUAUUGCCAUGCUGAAAGAAGCCUUUGAGGAUUCCCAGGACAAAAUGCACUCUCAGGAUGCAAUGCUGGCAGAGCUCCAGGCGCUUACUGAGGCUGAAAAACUGGCCCUGGAGGAGGCAAAGGCUAAGCUCUGUACUAAAGAUGAGAAGAUUCUAGAAAUGGAGGCAGCGCUUCAAAAAUUACAAGAUGCAGCAGCAGCGAGAGAAGAGGAGCAAAGUAAGCGAGUCACAUCGCUAGAGCAGAAGAUAACGGCAGCCAAGCAAGCCCUGCAGGAGGCAGAGAACAACAGCAAGGUAUACCAAGAGAAGCUGUCUGUGGUCCAGCAGAAGCACGCCAACCAGGUCGCACAGCUCCACUCUGAGUUCAAGAUUCUCCAGGAGAGUCUAGAAUCUCACCAGGCCACAUCGAAUGUGGACAAGGAUCUCUCUGGGAAACUUGCUGCAGCCAUCUCCGAAGCAGCCGAGUUGAGAUGCCAGCUGCAGUCCUCAGCUGAGGAACACUCCAGCGUGGUUACUGCUUUGGAUGUGAAAAUGGAGGAGCUUCAGAAUAAGCUGAAUGAAACUGAAGUGGUUAUCCAAGAUUACCAAACAAGUCUCAAAGAGGCAAAGGCCCAGGUUGAAAGGACAGAGGAGAAGCUGCAAAUGACAGAAGUGGGCAAGUCAGAGCUCCAAGAUGAACUCCAGUCCAGGAUAGACGCUCUCCAAAAUGAUUGUAGGGAGCAGGAAAGUAGAGCAACUGGCCUGGCGAAAAAGUUGGGAGAUUCAGAGACAGAAACAAAGAGGGUAAUGGAGAAGCUGAACUCUUCAGAGGUUGCACACUUAGAAGUCGUUACUCGUCUUGAGGACCAGAUUGAACAGUUGAAACAAGAAUUGGUGCUCAAUGCUAAAGAAGAUGAAAUUGAGCUGGGCCAAGCCAAGAAAGAAAAUAAUGAAAUGCAGAAGAAAAUUACCGCCUUGAAAGAAAACUAUGAAAAAGAGGCAGCAGCCUUAGAAGAUUCUCAUGGCAAAGAGAAAGAAACUCUGACUGCAAAACUGAGUUGCUUAGAAGAAAGCAGAUCACAGUCGGAACGGGAGCUGGAGAAGCUUCUUAACGAAGCUAGGCAAGAAGCAGAAGAGACCAAGUCUAAAUUGAACGACCUACAGAUCAAGUAUGACUCAGAGGUAGGGUCCCUUCAGGCUGAAGUCAAGGCUUCCUCCAAGACGCUGGCACGGGUAGACAUUAAGAUUGAAAAGGAGAAACAGAAAAGCUUUGACGCAGAAGAAAAGGCGCUGAGAAUGGAGGAGGAAAUCACAUCACUCAGGGAGAAGAACAAAGAGAUGGAGGAUGUCUUGGCUGACAUGCAGGCCUGCUUCGACCAGACCAACACUAAGGGUCAGGAGGCUGCAGUCCGUGUAGCAACUCUAGAGAACAACCUUGAGUAUCUCAAAGAGGAGAUGUCUGUAGAGCAGAAGGCCCACGUUGAGACCAAGAAGGUGGCAUCUGAGUAUGGCUGCCAGGUUUCCUUACUCCGUUCCCAGCUGGAGACAGCAGAGCGCACUGCCUCAGCCAAUAGCAACCUGGCCAAACGAAUCAAGGACCUAGAGGCCAGCCUGCAAGAGAUGCAGCAGGCCCUUUCAGACAAAGAGAUUGCCCUGGCAGAGGCAUCCAAGUGGCAAGGGAGUGCCAGCGACCUCCGCUCACAGCUGAAGGUAUUGGAUGACAAAUUGAAAGAGACACAAGAAAAGCGAUCAACGGCAGACAAGAUGGUGCAGGAACUGUCCAAUCGAUGCACUGGAUUACAGCAGAGCCUUGCCCAGAAGGAACGAGAACUGGCUGAUCGUGUUUCUAGUGAACAGAAAAGUAAGACAAAGGCAGAUGAAAGCGAGUCCGAAAUCCAACAACUGAAGGACGUGCAGGCUCAAUCGGAGAGAAAGAUACAAGCUGUUGAGAAAGAUCUGGAAGAGCAGAAAGCUAAGACGAAGAGCAAAGCUGAGACCAUCAAGUCAUUGAUGAGUAAGGUGGAGAUGCAGUGUCUUAAAGAGAAGUCUCUUGAGAGAGAUUUAGCCUCCAACAAAGAGGUAAUUGAAGGACUGAAAGCAGCACUUCAGGAACAAGAAACGACAAUGGCUAGCCAGGAUGAGAUACUAGCGUCUAAAGAAGAGGAGCUCCAAUCUGUCACCCAAGAACGGGAGGACCUCCAGACAAAAUACACUGAUUUAUUAAAGUCAUCCAACGAGUCUCGACAAGAAGUACGAAUGGCAAACAAGAACCACGAGCGCUGGAUUACUGAGAAGGAAAAUCUGAAGAAGGAACAGAUUGAGUUGCAGCUGGAGUUGUCCAAGACCGAACAAGAGAGAGAGGAGCUAAAAAUGAAGCUCUCAGAAUCAGAGUCUGACCUAAAGGACUCCAAACAGGCCAUGAGAGACCUGGAGCAAGACUUUGGCAACCUCAGACAACAGAUGCAGGCAGCUCCCAGUCAUCCCGAAGAUUGUCCCGACAAACUCCAAGCCCAAAAGCUGCAGAAGAAGGUCACUGCCUUGGAGCAAGAGAUUAUGAAACAAGUGGCCAGCAAAGAAGAGACGCUUACCAAAUGGCGUGAAGAAAGAGACAGACUUGUCAAGGCCUUGGAACAGAAAAUGAAUUCUCUCCUUGAGGCACAGAAGACAAAUGAAGCGGCUUUAGCCAAAAAACAGGAGCACAUUGAGCUCCUCAAGGCUAAGAUGAUGGCAACUUCAGAGUCUCAGGCCAUCACCGAUGAUGAGAGUGAUGUAGAGGAGCAAGAAAGAACUAAGACAAGAGGGCAGCCUGUCAGUGGAGACCUCCAGAUGGAGGUGCAACAGUUGAGACAACAGUUGCACAAGGAGAAAACAGACAGGGAGAAAGUUGUCGCUGAUUACGAAGAAAGUCUUGAGGUGAAGAGACAUGCCAUCAAAGAGCUGGAAGGUGCCAAUCGUCACCUUCAACAACAGCUUGGACUCAUUGAGGUGAGUGUUGAUGUCAAGCCUCUAUCUCCCAGCCAUUCAGAGUCUUCCACUGCCAGGUUGUCAGCCCGGUCCCCAUCCCCCCAGCCUGACCCAGACUCCCCAGACCUGUUUACCGUGGACGUCAAAGACCAGGAGAGUUUCCACCAACCUGGCCGGCGUCGCACACGCGUGGAGAUGGAUGUGACACCACUACAGAAGAAACAGCCAACUCGCAAGACAAGGGCCAAUACACGAAAAGCCAAGAAGAGAAAGAGCACAGAGCUCCUGGAGGAAAUUGAUAUUGAAGCUUUCCAGAAACGAAGUCGAGCUGAAGAACAGAGCACAGCAAGAGCUACUCGCAGUACGCGUCGACGAAUGACGAGAGCCAACAAAGAGAAAGAAGUGCACGAUAACAAUGAAAAUACCCUGGACAACAAAUUGGCUGAGAUGCCUUCCACCAACAGCCGAGGGAAGAGGGCAGCCUUGUCAAAGAUUGGUGACCUCCUGCAAAACACUCCACUCGCAAAAUCAGCCACCUCUAAAUCCUCCUCAUCUCAUCCCCAACCUCCAGCCAAAAAGUUUGUGGAGUCAGCCGCCACCCACAUGACAUCUCCAGCUAAAUCUCCGGAGGUGGAGGUGGUUGCUUGUUACCCACCGCCCACCACGGAGAAAAAACGUAAGAGACGACUGCUGAAGACUGAUAUCUCAGCUCCAUUUGCGAGUUCACCAUUUGAGGUGGUGAAUGUCGGAGAAUCCAAGAGUGAUAACUCCCACAGUAUCGUCACACGUAAGCUGAGAUCCCGCAACACAAGAGUGUGAA